AUGAAGACUAUUGCAUUUCUGCUCUUCAUCGUCGCCGCGGCUGUGGCCGUCGAACCGAACGACUGUUCCGUAUACAGACCAGUCUGUGGAUCCGAUGGUCUUACCUAUCCAAAUGAGUGUAGCUUGAAGUACCAACAGUUCCAAGAUGACACCCUCACUUUGGCAUACCGUGGAGAAUGCGAACCGGUCGAAAUAGAUGAAGAACCAUGCAUCUGUACUAAGGAAAUCCGUCCGGUUUGCGGAAGCGACGCAGUAACUUAUAUGAACAGAUGUCUAUUCGAAUGUGCUGCUCGCUUGUACAAUAUUUUGUACGUGCUUUACGAAGGUAGUUGUGUAAAAGGCCAAGUAGCUUACCAUUAA
Messenger RNA from Nicrophorus vespilloides, 360 nucleotides. Its product is annotated as four-domain proteases inhibitor-like. Bases 1 to 360 code for a protein of 119 amino acids. The record is from RefSeq and is a predicted model, not a curated record. The transcript has a single exon. Gene Ontology annotation, molecular function: protein binding. NCBI's taxonomy places the organism in Eukaryota, Metazoa, Arthropoda, Insecta, Coleoptera, Silphidae.